Molecule: messenger RNA, 1367 nt
Organism: Suillus subaureus
Lineage: Eukaryota; Fungi; Basidiomycota; Agaricomycetes; Boletales; Suillaceae
Exons: 6
Coding region: 103-1134 (343 amino acids)
Source: RefSeq, a predicted model, not a curated record
GUUGUUGUGUAUGAUGUCACACGACGUCAUUUGGAUGGCUCUAUAAGGCGUGGUUCAUCCAAGCGCACCAAGCCCACGCUUUCUACUGAUCUGACUGCAACUAUGAACACACUCUUUGGUACCCUGUCUCGCACAACCGCUCUUCGUCGUGUCCCGCUCGCUCUUCGCCGUCCUCCACAGUUCCAAAGCUCUUUCCAAUUCACAGCCCGUCCAGCAGCCGUAAACAUUUCCCAGGUCCACGCACGGUUCGCAGCAAGCUCGGUCUCGGGCAGACCAGGUAGUCAGACUAUCGAGCACGCGAGGCAGAAUGUGAAAGAGGAAGUCGGGAACUCAAUGACAGACUGGGCGCGCUCGAUCGCUGGUGGCGUGUUCACAGUAGACAGUGUCAAGCCAACAAAAGACUCCUUCUUCGGUAUCACCACUGCAGUCGCCCACUCUGUGCCAACCCCCUAUCUCGUCAUGGGCCUGGCUGGUGGUAUCCCAUACAUCGCGUCGUCUGUGACUACCGUAUAUCUUGCGCACCAAGCAGGUCUUGCAACCAUGGGUGUUAUCACAAACAUGGACCCUGGUGUUGCGCUGAACAUCCUAGACCAAGCGCUUAACUUCCAAGUCCACUAUGGCGCAGUGCUUCUAUCCUUCCUUGGUGCAAUCCAUUGGGGUAUGGAAUUUAGUGGUAUGGGCGGGUACAAAGGCUACCCCCGUCUGCUCCUCGGCGUCUCUCCCGCAGUCUUGGCUUGGUCGACUAUUACCCUCCAGCCUACUUUUGCGCUACUUUGGCAGUGGCUUGGAUUCACUGCACUGUGGUAUGCCGAUAAUAGAGUCACGUCUGCCGGUUGGACACCAAAAUGGUACUCCCAGUACCGCUUCUACCUCUCCAUCCUCGUGGGCACCUGCAUCAUCGGUUCCCUUGCAGGAAUCUCGUAUUAUGGACCUGUAGCCGGCCAUGGUCUUCUCUCCCACGACUUGAAUAUGAUUCGCGCUGAGCGCAAACUUAUUGAGCCUGAGCGCACGGGCCACGUCGGUGGGGACAUUGAAGCUGUUUCGGGUGACGAGUCGAGCGACACAUACGUUGUCAUCCGCCGGAAGAAGAACGGAAAUGGCGACAAUGGAGCUGAGGUGCACGCUCAACAGUGAUAUGUUACUCAAGGUGAUGGAGGACUUGCCGAAAAGUCAACCGCGGAGCUGGACGUUGUGGAAAUAAUCAUUACCAUCACUUGUACUUGUCAGCUGUAUAUCUGUACGUGUAUCAUACCUCUUGUUGUACUAUCAUUCCAAAACAAAUGUUUUUCGAUACCUGAUUGGGAUGGGGCGUACUUAGUACUAGUAAUAGGAGCUAUUGAGAUGAAAAUAAAUGUUGAAAAUUGCCA